AUGGUGAUAUUCUUUUUAUCCUUAUUGUUCUUCCUCAUCCUUUUUUUUCUUACUGUCAGUAUUUCCCUGAAAUUUUAUAAAGAACUUCAGGAACAUGGUGCAGAUGCAUUAAUCAAGCGAGAGUAUGGCGACUAUCUUACAGAUCCUGAAGAAGGUUACAAUAUCUCUUUAGUAUAUGAUCUUGAGAACAUUCCAAAAGACUAUAUAGAAAUUGUGAAGAAAGCUGCUCUUUUGAAAAGGAAUUGCUUUGCCUCAGUCUUCGAGAAAUACUUCCAGUUUCAGGCAAAUGGUGAGGCUGGGCACAAGCGAGCUGUCAUCCAUUACAGAGAUGAAGAGACUAUGUAUGUUGAUGCGCAAAAAGACAGAGUAACGGUGAUCUUCAGCACAGUUUUCAAAGACGACUCUGAUGUUGUUAUUGGAAAAGUUUUUAUGCAGGAAUUCAAAGAGGGACGACGUAAGUACCAACAAGCGCCUCAGGUGUUGUUCAGCCACAAAGAACCUCCACAAGAGUUGCAGAACACAGACGCUUCUGUAGGAGACAAUAUUGGCUACAUUACAUUUGUUUUGUUUCCUCGACACACAAAUGAACAAAAUAGAAUAAUACCAUCAACUUGA
Messenger RNA from Acanthosepion pharaonis, 615 nucleotides. The record is from the annotation of a GenBank genome assembly. NCBI's taxonomy places the organism in Eukaryota, Metazoa, Mollusca, Cephalopoda, Sepiida, Sepiidae.